Molecule: messenger RNA, 2727 nt
Organism: Bacidia gigantensis
Lineage: Eukaryota; Fungi; Ascomycota; Lecanoromycetes; Lecanorales; Ramalinaceae
Exons: 5
Coding region: 1-2727 (908 amino acids)
Biological process (GO): DNA-templated transcription
Molecular function (GO): DNA binding; zinc ion binding
Source: RefSeq, a predicted model, not a curated record
AUGGCCAACAUGGAAGGUAUCAACAGCAACGACGUGCUUCUUCAUGACCUUUCUGCCCCCCAGUCAGCCAUUAUACCACCGCCGCCACCACGAGAGAAGAACAAACGGCCCCAGCUCUCUUGCAAUCCAUGUCGAGCACGCAAAGUCAAGAUUGCGGACAUUUGCCAAUACGACUUGUCCGAGUCAGAACGCCAGCCAAUCUUGCAAGCGGAAGCCCUGAAGGAAAAGGAUAAGACGAUCACCGCCCUGCGCGAGGAGAUAGCUUCAUUGCGAGGCGAGACCAUUAGAACCGAUUAUGACGACCAUGGCGCCAAGUCACAGAAGAUUCGAUUACCACCCCAUUCUCCAAGGAAGCACCACUUUCAAGGUCAUGAACAUGAACGCUAUUUCUUUGACGAAUCUGGAAUGACAAACGUAGCCGAUGAUUUCGAACAUUUGUCCUUUGAUCGCCGCCCAUCAACCUUCCAUCACCCGGUACAAUUCGAGCCGGAUAUCUUUUCAAUACGCUCGUUGAACUCGUAUCCCUUCCCAACCCUAUGGACGGCCAAAGAUGAUACAUCGAGUUUGAUCAGAUUGCUUCCUCAGGAGCAAGACCUAUUCUUCUACCUGGAAACCUUCCAGCGACGGUCACUGCUGUUCUCAUUCCCCCACGUUCCGGACCAAAUCGCCGAACCUGAUAUUAGAAAGUUCUUGGAGAACCUCGAACACAAUGCAGCUCUCUACCCAGAUCUGCUUGCAUUGCUCUUUGCAACACUGGCUCUCGGCCUUCAGGACGGAGUCUACGACAAGUGCGGCCAAAAAUGGUCGGCCGGCGCUGUUGAAAACGAGUCCAAGAAGGGGGAGGUGUUCAUCGCGGCUGCAAUGCAAUGCCUCAGGCUCGCAGCAUUCACGAAUCGUCCCACCCUUCUAGUAGUCCAAACUCUUGUCAUGAUUGCUCCCUAUCUUACCAACAGUGGCAAAUUCUUGGAUGCAUCGGCCCUUUUUGGUCUGACCGUCAGGCUAGCCGAGAGCAUUGGCUUGCACCGGGAUGCUAGUGGGCUAAACUUACAGAUAUCCAAUAAGCAGCUAGCCGCACGCAAAUCGCUCUGGUGGUGGAUCAUACACAUGGACCAGCACUAUUCUGUGACUCUUGGAAGGCCUUUGGCAAUAUCCAUGACAGGGGACUGUCCACCUCCUGAGAACCUGUUCCCCGAUCAAACUUGGAAUAAUAUCUCGACAUAUAUGGAGCAUUUCAGCAUGUUAGCGCGCCAGAUCAUUUCUGCACCCUAUCUUCCGAACGAUAAGAUUGACAAAUACACGGAUGACGUCUUGAUCCUACAUCAAUCGCUACUACCAAGCAUGUUGUUCGACAUCACUUGGCUGAAUCGCGAUAGACCUCUUAUUGGUUGGCCAUUUGACGUCCAAGCCGCGAUGCUUCAUGCUAAGGUCCACAAUUUGUUGAUAUCACUCAAUCGCCGUCGAGUCGAUCCGGUCCGUCGAAAUUCCGAUGGGUUUGGGAUGAAUCCUCUACAACUUCCUCCUGUUACUGAUAUCACAGGUGUUGUUCGAGGACGAACUCGGGUGCUUGAAUCAUGCCGCGCUCUCCUCAAUGCCUUUGAAUUCUUUCACACUCGUUUGCGAGCAGGCAUGAUUUGUUGGACCAUGGGACAAAUGGCUUUCAAUGCCUCAAUGCUUCUGACUUUAUCGAUGCUCGAGACUGGGGAGACACAAGACCUACUGCCAGUACAACAUGCAUACAGUACCUUCUUGGAGAUGAACAAGCUUGGCGUUCAUAAGCUCGCCGGCGCUGCGGUUGAGAGAUUGGGCCGGUUGAUGAAAGAAUUUCGCACCGAUGACUCUGCGAAUGAGACUGUGAUGGGCCAUGGUAGUAUGAUGUUAUUGGAAGAUCCCGGCAACCACAAGCCAGCACCAGAUAGCUCGGGCUAUGCAACUACUACCAGCAGCAGUCCAGAUCUAAAGGCAACAGCAAGCUCUUCUCAUUGUGCAAAGCCUUCAAACCGGCGGCGACAGGCAAGGCGAUCUACCACUACCCGCGACGUGGGUGUAACAAAAACUCGAAGGAAUUCACUCAAUAAAUCGCAGCGCCCGCUCGCGGAUCGCCGCUUCUCAGACUCAGUCGCACCGAGACCAGCCCAGCGCAGACGGAUCAACAGAAGCACACCAAAUCUUUCCCUUCUCACAACUCUUUCAGAUCCACGGCUGUUCUCGGCCACUUCAACGCCAGCUGUGAAAUCGGAAACCAUAUUUACGCCCUCUGUGUCGACAUUCGACGAUCUCGCUCACUCGGCUUUCUCAUCACCGCACCAACAAGCCUCUCAAGACGUCCAUUCAGUUUUGGACGAUGUCACAAACCCCCAAAAUCAUAAUUAUUCGCCUCAGCAUCCGCAGCUUCAGAGACAGCAGCAAAGCUUUCACGCGCAGCUCCAGCAACAAAUGCAACAGAAUCAGCACGCAAGUCCUCAACCCGACCAGACUAUGCGCCUUUCAAGCCAUCCGACCCAGCAGCUUCCCUCGGCGUCACAAUCAGCCUCAGCCGAUCAACACCAAUUCGACUUUUCAAAUAACUCUACUCCAUAUUCGUCAGACUUCUUUGAUGGCAACUUGCAUCCGGUCGUUGGUACUCAAGGGUUUGAAGAAAACCAUAUCGACUUUGAACACCAACCAUUCUCGACACAGCCCUUCACCAUGCCUCCUGAGCAUCAAGGAUUCGUUGCAAGCCAGUCAUAA